Molecule: messenger RNA, 2873 nt
Organism: Struthio camelus australis
Lineage: Eukaryota; Metazoa; Chordata; Aves; Struthioniformes; Struthionidae
Gene: EME1
Product: essential meiotic structure-specific endonuclease 1
Biological process (GO): resolution of meiotic recombination intermediates; double-strand break repair; mitotic intra-S DNA damage checkpoint signaling
Cellular component (GO): Holliday junction resolvase complex; nucleus
Molecular function (GO): crossover junction DNA endonuclease activity; DNA binding
Source: RefSeq, a predicted model, not a curated record
UCCCGGCGGCAGGCGCCGCCGCCCGUCGCGGCCUGCAGCUCGGACUCCGAGCCGUCCUCGCCUCCUUCUCCGAGGCGGGGAAGGGCCUCGCGUAGCCAGGCCGCCGCGGAAGACGUUGUGAUGCUGAGCAGUGACAGCGAGAGCGACGUAGAGCUCGUCCCGCUGUCGGAGAGGCUAAAGAGGAAACCGCGCCCCAGCGGGCUCUGCGCAACGGGGGUUGUGCCUGUCGAGGCCCCCCAGCUGGGCAGCAGGGAUACUGCAAGCCCAGCUGGGGGAACUGGGCUCUGCCAGAGCGCUGGCCAGUUGGCUCCUGGCAGCAGAGGACAGCAUCUUCCAGAGUCCUCUGAGGUCCCGAGAGCCCUGGCACCGUCCGGAGAAAUGUUUUAUAGGAGCCCAAAUGAUGACGUGCGCGGUUCUGGCAGACCACCUUUGUGCCCGCUGGCAGACUGCUUGUCUGAUUCCGCAGCCCAAAGUAGCAGGUUGUUGGGAAAAGAAGCAAGUCUGGAAACAUCUCCUCCUCCAAAGAAGUCAAAAUAUAGUCAGAAGGAAAGGGAGACAGUCUCUCAGGCUGCAUGGCAGAGGAGGAAGGAGCGCGAAGCACGGAAGAGGCAGCAGGAGCAGGAAAAAGAGAGGAGGAAGGCCCUUGCCAAGACGUUGAAAGCUCAGCGUCCUGGGGAGUGCCAGAAAUACAUAACAGUGGUGCUAGACCCAGUUCUCUUACAGGUAGAAGGUGGUGGACAGGUCCUCAGUUCUUUGCAGUCUGGGAAUUAUUCCUGUGUGAUUGAGAGUCAGACUGUUCCCUGCAGCAUCACUUGGCGGAGAAGGGCUGUGUCAUCUCAGAUUCAAGAAGAAAGUGGAUGGACGGAAGAACCGAAUGUCCUGGUUCUGCUUCGCUUGGAGGAGUUUUUGUUCAUGGUUCACAACUACAAACAAGAAGUCCAGGGCUGCACAGAAGGACAGAAGGAGACACUACAGAGUUUUGUUGCUCAUGUGAUGGAGAAAAUGCCUGGGAAGAUUCUGGCACUGGCAGUGGUUGAAGUAGAAAAUUAUUUCAGAUCUCUCAGAGCUCAGUCAAAAAAGAGACUGCAACAGGCAGCAGUGAAUGGAGACCAAGCAGAGGAACAGGGAAAACGGAGAAAAAAGAAAGCUAAGGAUUCUGGCCCGGAUGUGUCCAGACUAGAUGUGGAAGAAGCGCUGGUGGAUCUGCAGCUGCACACGCAAGUCCAAGUCAGAUUUGCUGAGAGCUGGGAGGAACUCGGAGAGUUUGUCAGUAUGUUCACUAAAGCAGUAGCUGAAGCACCGUACAAGCGAGAGCGAGAGAAGACAGGAUUCUCUUUCUACUUAGAGAAUGAGUGGUGCAGAGGUGUGAAGGUGGAUCAUUCUGGAAAGGGUCUCUUAGAAGUUUGGAAAAGGCAGAUACAACAGUUUAACCGGGUCAGCUUUGAGAUGGCUGAAGCUGUAGUGUCUGCGUACCCUUCUCCUCAGCUUCUGGAUCAGGCCUAUUCUAGAUGCUCCUCAGAGCAAGAGCGGGAAAACAUGCUAGCUAAUAUCCUUGUGCGCCGUGGUGAGGGUGUGACAGCUACCUCCCGGCGGAUUGGACCAGAACUCUCCAGACGAAUCUACCUGCAGAUGACUUCCCAGGAUCCUGAUCUCUGUUUGGAUUUCACUGAAUAACGCAAGGGAAUGAGGAUUUUUAUGGUUGCCUGGUUUGAAUAUUCAUCUUCCUUCUGGGAAGAAGUGCUUCAAUAACAAAUGGAGUCACGACUCCUAGUUUAAAGACUUAAAAACUCAUUUAGUCUUUAUCAUGGUAGAAGAAAGUUGGAUAAAACUGCUAAUUGGCUGGAGUUUACACAAGAAAGACGGUGAACAUCUUCCAUAGGAGCAUGAUUUUGAUGUGUCUACAGCAUUGAUAGUACCUUCCUCUUUGCCAAUAGCUUCACUCUCUUCCUAGCAACUAAAUCAUCCUGUAUAAUAACAUUAAUUACUUCUUAACAUUGCAGCCUUGAGUAAAGACAGAUAUGUCUUCUAAAGAAAUGAUAUUUUUCUACUGGUAGCCUAAACGGAGAGUAGUUACCUUCGCUCUCCAGUGUGAAAGAUAAUAAUGCAAGAAGAAAUAUGCUGCUGCCCCGUCAUCUGCUAUGGUAGGACGGAAGAACUUUAUCUUGUGAAAUAACCUCGUUUCUAUUUUCCACUGCAGCAGAUGGGAAUGAGUAAGACUAAUUUUCAGAUAUAAAUUUAGACUGUCCUGAUUCAGUCUCCAGACAGCUUAAUCUAUAGAGGGUCUUGAAAUCUGAUUAUAUGGGCUGGAAUUAUGAGGUCUAAACAGUUGGCAGAAAAAUCUUUCUUUUAAUUAGAUUGGGGAACAUGCUUGACUGUCCCUGAAGCCAUCAGCACUUAUGUGCAUACGCAAGGACAGUUGAGGUCUUUUACUACAAAAGUACUUACUGAGAUGGCUGUUGAAAGUAAACUAAACUGCACACAAUGCAUGGAAUUUGCUCACUGGAAUUGUCCUAACUCAGAUGAAAAAAUAUCCAAAACAUAUGCUAGCUUCAUGCAUUCAGCAGGUGUCUUUGCCUUUCCAGUAGCAUGCUUUUGACCCAAAUUAAUAAGUCUUAUUAGCUUGGCAUUUGCUAACUUAAGCAGUGCUCUCUCCUAGAUGGCACACAAAGCAGAAGAUUCUUGCCAGUGUUCCUGCAGAGAGGAAGUGUUCCUUGAAUGUGCCAACACUUCUGGAUAAUAAGCAAGAACCUUUUCAAGGAUGUGAUAAGUUAGAUAUCAAAAGCAAAGACUACAACUGUUUCAGGGAAACUUAAGAAGAAAUAUGUAAAGCUAAGCCAAAGAGAUGCGCAACCAUUCCUUCCCUGUAUCUUAAA